Ixodes scapularis (black-legged tick) is the source of this 1491-nucleotide messenger RNA. Its product is annotated as GTPase Era, mitochondrial. Gene Ontology annotation, cellular component: mitochondrial matrix. The record is from RefSeq and is a predicted model, not a curated record. Bases 97 to 1344 code for a protein of 415 amino acids. Gene Ontology annotation, biological process: ribosomal small subunit assembly. NCBI's taxonomy places the organism in Eukaryota, Metazoa, Arthropoda, Arachnida, Ixodida, Ixodidae. The transcript has a single exon. Gene Ontology annotation, molecular function: rRNA binding; ribosomal small subunit binding; GTP binding.
CGCAACGGGCUUUUCUAAUGGCGGCGUACAUGGUUUUGGCACGUUCUCGAGCAGCCAAUUAGUUCUGCACGUAAAACAGGUUAGUUCUUUUAUAUUAUGAAGCCAGCAGGGCCCGUUUUUUACAUUUUAAGGAAUGUAAAUUUCAAAUUUACUCAAAGAGUUCGGAGUUCGUAUGCCCAGAAACCCGGGAGAUGGGAACUCUUACCGUGUCGCGGGAAGUCAAGCGUCUCGGCGGUGGAUUCCUCGUGGAGGCCCGAGAGAAUAGUUCCCAAAACAUUGGCGGAAUAUCAGUACAUGAAAUCGCUGCUCCCUGUCCAACCUGAGAGCCCGAGGCUUCUUCGGGUGGCGAUAGUCGGAGAACCAAACGUCGGCAAAUCCACUCUCAUAAACGAGCUGAUGAGAUGGAAAGUGUGCUCGGUCUCCAAGAAAGUCCACACCACAAGGCACAACGCGAAGGCUGUCUUCAUCGACGGGGACACGCAAAUCGUGUUUCUGGACACGCCAGGCAUCGUAGACCUCAAACACAGCAGAAAGCACCAUCUGGGAGCCACGAUGGUGGUCGAUCCGGAGCAUGCCCUCCUCAACGCCGACGCAAUCGGGGUGAUGGUGGACGCAUCCGAUCACUGGAGGCGCCAGCGCAUUGAGGAGAACCUCUUACGACUACUCAGAUUUAACGAGAACAAGCAGUCAUUUCUGAUUGUUAACAAAGUGGACCUCCUGCGGUCGAAAAGGCAGCUCUUAGAAUGCAUUCACUCAUUAACCGAAGGAGUAGUGGGAGGAGUACCGACGAGACGUCAGAAACCAAGGAACCCCAAGAUCAACGCGGACGACCUCUUUUCCAAAACGGAAGCGAAACUGAGGGGCCGAGAGAUCGAGGACGAAGCACAGGGUAGUAGUCAGGAGAGCUCGACUGAGCCACACAACGGCUGGCCAAACUUCUCCGAGGUCUUUAUGAUAUCGGCCCUGAACAACGACGGGGUGGAUGACUUGCGGAGUUACCUGCUGCAGGCGGCUCGACCGAGUGAGUGGAUGUACCCCAAGGAGCUGGUCACCGACCAAAACCCCCACGAAAUUGCAACCAUGAUUGUGCGUGAGAAGAUCCUGAAUUACCUUGCCAAAGAAGUGCCGUAUAACCUGAACAUAUCUGUAACUAUGUGGGAUGUGGACAGUUCUGGAGUGCUGCACGCCGUCAUCACCAUUCAGGGGCACCAAGACCGGUACAUUAAGUAUGCCAUUGGUGACAAGGGCAAGACGAUACAGAAAAUUGCGGCAGAGUCCCGGCAGGACCUGGCAUCCAUCUUUCAUUGUGACGUCUCACUCAAGCUGGUCGUCAACAGAUUGUAGGAAUGUUUGACACCUUGUACUAUACAAGCCUACUAAGUCUUGCACAAGAUAGUAAAUCAACUGGCCCAUCCUUGAACCAAAAGCUAGGGCAUAAAUGAGAGUUAAACUGACAUCUGGAAUAAAAGUUUAUGACUAAUUGCUAGGCAA